Messenger RNA from Didymella exigua CBS 183.55, 756 nucleotides. RefSeq names its product U2 small nuclear ribonucleo protein A. Gene Ontology annotation, cellular component: U2 snRNP. Bases 1 to 756 code for a protein of 251 amino acids. The transcript has 4 exons. Gene Ontology annotation, molecular function: U2 snRNA binding; protein binding. Gene Ontology annotation, biological process: mRNA splicing, via spliceosome. The record is from RefSeq and is a predicted model, not a curated record. Lineage: Eukaryota; Fungi; Ascomycota; Dothideomycetes; Pleosporales; Didymellaceae.
AUGAGGUUAACAACCGACCUCAUCAACAACUCCCUCUCCUUCAUCAACUGUCUGACGGAGCGUGAACUCGAUCUGCGAGGCCACAAAAUUUCCGCCAUUGAGAACAUGGGCGCAGCACGAGACAACGACGCAAUCGACCUCACCGACAAUGAUAUCGCACAGAUCGGCAACUUUCCCCUCCAACCCCGCCUUCGCACAUUGUUUCUCGGGCAGAACCGCAUAUCGAACAUCCAGUCGAACCUAUCGACGAGCAUACCAAACCUGCAGACCCUCGUCCUCACAAAGAACAGGCUCACAGAGCUUGCCGAUCUCGAUCCGCUCGCAGGAUUCAAGAAGCUGGUACAUCUGACGGCGCUCGGCAAUCCGGUCGCGUCGAAAGAGGUACGUACAUUUGCGCCGAACUACCGGUACUGGGUUAUCUGGCGAUGCCCAGCCGUGCGGUACCUCGACUUCGCCAAGGUCAAAGAUGUGGAGCGCAAGAAGGCGCAAGAGCUGUUCGGUACAUCGGAAGAGCCCACCGAGCUGGCUAGCAAGAUCAUGGGUGUGAAGUCGAAGGGCUUCGUCGUGCCCACCACUAACGGUGCCGAUUCGUCAAACAAGCAGGACCGCAUCUACACAGACGAUGAGAAGAAGAGGAUGCGCGCUGCUAUCCAGCAGGCGAGCAGUCUUGCGGAGAUGGCGAGAUUGGAGAAGGACUUUGCGGAAGGUAGGAUACCGGCGCAUAUUCUGGAGGGUGGAGACCCUAUGGAGACCUGA